AUGGCUACUGCAGCUUAUUUAUCUAAAUAUUUUAAACGAAUAACAAUUAUUGAAUCAGAUGACGUAUUAAAUGAUGUAUUCAUGAAGUCUACACCUAGUGAAAUAUUAGAUUAUCGUUGUCGUCUUGAAAGUCCAACAUCAUUAGGACGUUCAGGUGAUAAGUUAUUCAAUGAAUAUGGUGUUCGGACAUAUUCAUUGAAAACCGAUUUAAGACUCGCGGCUAGUGGUAUAAUCUUAAAUCAAGAUUUAACUGAAGAUUUUGAUUGGUUAGGUAUUGAUCGUUUUACAUUAGAAAUAGUUUUGAGAAGAGAAUUUUGUUUGAAAUUCAGUAAUCAAGUUGAAUGGAAAUGUAAUAGCAGAGUAACAGAAUUAAUUGUUGAUCGAUCAUUAAAUAUUGUUAAAGGUGUGAAAUAUCGAUCGAAGAAAAAUACUGGUUCAUCGUCAUUGGAGAUAUAUGGUGAUUUUAUUAUUGAUUGUACUGGUCACAAUACAUCAUCACCUAAAUGGUUAAAAGAGAAAUUCAAUUUAAUUGUACCGACUAUACAAAUACAUUAUGGUUGUGGCUAUGUUACAUGUAUUGGUGAAAGAUUUCGAACUGGUGAUCCAUCGCUCGAUUCAGUAGCUGUGAUUGGUAGCUCAGUUAACUCUCCUGAGAACAACUUUGGUUUUAUUAUAACACCAAUGCGUACAAUAGAUACAACUGAUCAUGAUUCAUUAGGAAUACUAGCAACACUUGCUAUAAACUGUGUUAAUUCAGAAUAUCCGCCAAAUGAUUCAUAUGAAAAUUUAUUAGAAUGGGCAAAAGAAAAUCUAGAUCAAGAAUAUUAUGCGGUUUUAAAAUCCAUAAAAGUAUGUAGUCCAUUACUUUCAUAUCGUCGUGCAGUCGAUGCUAGAAAGUAUGUCGAAACAUUAGGUAAAAAAUGGCCUCAAAAUUAUAUAUUAUUAGGUGAUGCCAUAUGUGCAUUGAAUCCUCAAUAUGCACAAGGUAUGACACAUGCAUUGAGACAUGCACGAGAAUUGGAAAAAAUAUUUGAUGAAAGUUGUCAUAUGUUAAAAGAUAUUUCUCAUAUUUUUAAUCGUCGUGCUACAGUAAUUACUGAAGAAUGUUGGUUUGCUUCGACUGCAAAUGAUUGGAAAACACCAACAUUAAAAGUGAUCGAAACACAUAAAAAUGGUGAAGUUAAAACUUAUCAACGAGGCAAUAAUUCGAUUACGACUAAUAACUCGCAACUACGCGUACCUUUAAAGAUACGGUUCAUGCAAUGGUAUAGUCAUUGGUUUCUUCAAUGUGCAGCGAAAUCCGGACAAUUAUCUACAGACUUUAUGCGUGUUGUUCAACAACAGGGCAAUUCAUCAAUAUUAAUGAAACCUACAACAUUCUUUACAGUCAUGCGUAUGGCAUUAAUGAGUUAUGUUAAGAACUGGAGUUUAUUUGGCGGAAGAUUGGCCCAUUGA
This is a messenger RNA of Rotaria sp. Silwood2, 1455 nucleotides long. The record is from the annotation of a GenBank genome assembly. NCBI's taxonomy places the organism in Eukaryota, Metazoa, Rotifera, Eurotatoria, Philodinida, Philodinidae.